AUGAAGACCCGGUGCGGCCAGCCGCAUCGACAGAUUCGACGUGCCACAAGCCUGGACGUCAGCAGUGCAGUAGGUGUCAGUGGAAGAGCCGCCCCUAACAUCCGACCACCAGCGGGUGUGGAUGCACCUUCGGAACACCGUUCCACUUUAACGGGUGAAGAAACGCGAGACGCGCAGGAGUUACGCCAUUGCUCGCAAAAUCAGAAGGCAGACCAGAGCGCACAUAAUGACGAGAAAGGAGCUGUAAGAAGUUACGGUGGAGGAGGAUCGCAAGGAGCACCUCUUUCAGCUAGGGCAACGGCUCGGGCGGACUCGGGAACAGCUUCGGUGAUAAUUCAAGCGAGUAUCCAAUUAGGAAAGAGAUCAGUCCAUUACAGCCAUCCGUCAACGCUGCCAGAUUAA
Messenger RNA from Peronospora belbahrii, 402 nucleotides. The record is from the annotation of a GenBank genome assembly. Lineage: Eukaryota; Oomycota; Peronosporomycetes; Peronosporales; Peronosporaceae.